AUGGAGGUGAGCAACUCGGCGGGAGUCGACAGCACCUUCAAGGUUCGGCUCCACCCCACCAAGGAGCUAAAGUCCCCGACGGAUCUGAUGUUCCCAGCCAACAGAGUGGCGUACAUCCGGUCUGUCUUCCUCUCGCGCGAGGAUCUUGAGGGCACGAUGGAGGACAAGCAUUCCGUCGCGUUCUCCACGCACAAGUCCUUGUUCGGCUUGAACUCCUCGCACAAGGAGUUCAAGCCGAGCGUUGGCGCCCGCGUGGGCGGCGUGCUGCCUGUAGAAAGACGUCUGGCUCUCCUGAAGAACAGGCCCGCUUUUUAG
Phytophthora sojae is the source of this 315-nucleotide messenger RNA. RefSeq lists its product as hypothetical. The coding region runs from base 1 to 315 and encodes 104 amino acids. The transcript is spliced from 2 exons. The record is from RefSeq and is a predicted model, not a curated record. NCBI's taxonomy places the organism in Eukaryota, Oomycota, Peronosporomycetes, Peronosporales, Peronosporaceae.